This is a messenger RNA of Scylla paramamosain (green mud crab), 458 nucleotides long. Its product is annotated as lactoperoxidase-like. The coding region runs from base 72 to 458 and encodes 128 amino acids. NCBI's taxonomy places the organism in Eukaryota, Metazoa, Arthropoda, Malacostraca, Decapoda, Portunidae. Gene Ontology annotation, biological process: response to oxidative stress. The transcript has 3 exons. The record is from RefSeq and is a predicted model, not a curated record. Gene Ontology annotation, molecular function: heme binding; peroxidase activity.
AGAGAGAGAGCAAACUGUGCACGGGGAGGGAGCCAGGGAGCUACAGGGAACCAGGACGCCGCUGUGUUGUUAUGCCAAAACACUCAGCUGCGGCUUGUCAUACCCAAGUGUGUAUGACAGCCUGUGUGGUGACAUGGUGGUGUCUGUGGCUGACUGUGGCAGGCAUGGAGGUCUGGGGAGGAGGAGAGGAUGGGGAAAGAGGAGGAAGAGAGGAGAGGUCCCUUCAGCAAAUCCCCUUAGGAACCUCAGGAUUUCCCUUACCUGUGGAUAUUGACCCCAUUCCUUCAGGCCCCAGAGAACAGAUCAACCAAGUGACAUCCUUCAUUGAUGGGUCGGUGAUCUACGGGUCCAGCAAGGAGGAGAGUGACGAGCUGCGUGCCUUCUCUGGCGGCCUCCUCAAGGUGCAGCGCGGCCCCGGCAAACACCCAGAUCCUCAUGGCCGACACCAACCAGAUUGA